This is a messenger RNA of Clavispora lusitaniae ATCC 42720, 3408 nucleotides long. RefSeq names its product phosphatidylinositol-3-/phosphoinositide 5-phosphatase. Lineage: Eukaryota; Fungi; Ascomycota; Pichiomycetes; Serinales; Metschnikowiaceae. Gene Ontology annotation, cellular component: cytoplasm; membrane. Gene Ontology annotation, molecular function: phosphatidylinositol-4,5-bisphosphate 5-phosphatase activity; phosphatidylinositol-3,5-bisphosphate 5-phosphatase activity. The record is from RefSeq and is a predicted model, not a curated record. Gene Ontology annotation, biological process: phosphatidylinositol dephosphorylation.
AUGAAGAUUCUCGUUCGUCAUGAACCACGUACCAUUGCUGUGGUAUCCAAAACACAUGCUCUCACUUUCCAUCAAUUACAGCGGCACUCAGACAAUCAAGCUCACCCAGUAUCUAUCCAAAUAGAGACCAGCUCACAGAUCCUAAAAUCCAGAAAAUAUAAGCCUCUCAUUAAUAGAGAUAUACACGGAUGCCUAGGGUUGAUCGAUGUGGAAGGGAAAACCUAUUUGGCUGUCAUUACAGGGACCAUGACUGAUGUGGCUCAUCCUGUGCCCUAUGAAUCAGUCAACAAGAUUUAUGGCGUUGAGUUCAUCUCUUUGGCUUCAAGCGAAUGGGACUAUGUAAACUUAGAUUCGAAUGGGUUUCCAAUCCAGUCAGCUGAUGCUCAGGACUAUGACGCAAGAUUACCAAGAACACCUCAUCCAUGCUUCGAGUUAAAGAAGUUGCUUUCAAACGGGUCGUUUUAUUUCUCAAAUGAUUUUGACUUGACCUCGCUUCUACAAAAUAGGGGUGUCGAUAGGAGAAAGUUUCACAACUCUACUAAUGACUCUACAAGCAGCCAUAAUAGCUUCAAAGUCAACAUGCAACACUAUCAAGAGCAAUAUAUGUGGAAUUCGUUCCUCAUGGAGGAGUUGAUUGGGUUUAGAUCAACGUUGGACGAGUUCGCAAUAGAAAUAUUGAAUGAGAAUAAGUUUUUGACAACGGUCAUUAGAGGGUUCGCUAAGACUGUUCCUGUGAAUUCUCGUGGCGACACCAUCACCAUUGUUUCAAAGCAAUCCUGGAAAAGAGCAGGCACAAGAUUCAAUGCUCGUGGAAUCGAUGAUGACGGGCAUGUCGCCAACUUUGUGGAAACAGAAUUUGUUUACUGUAGUUUGACAAUGCAUCAAGUCUACGCAUUUACGCAGAUACGAGGUUCUGUGCCUGCCUUCUGGGAACAAGACUCCACCUUAAUCAAUCCAAAGAUCACGUUAACAAGAUCUAUUGAAGCAACUCAACCCAUCUUCGAAAAGCAUUUCGACGAAAUUUCGCAGACAUAUGGGGUAUGUCACAUUAUCAACUUGCUCUCAAAGACGAAAUCUCAAGAAGUGGAUGUACUGAGACGUUAUAGGGAUUUGUUACAUCACUCGCGUCACCGGGAGGAAGUUAAGUACAGCCACUUCGACUUCCAUGCGGAAACAAAACAACUGAGUGGGGGUUUUGCUGGUGCAUCAAAGAUUUUGCCUCAAAUUUAUGAAUCAUUGGAGCAAUUUGGUUGGUUCGAUUUCGAUGUGAAACAAGGAGAGGUUCUCACGAGACAAGACGGUGUGUUCAGGAUUAACUGUUUGGAUUGUUUGGAUAGAACAAAUUUAAUCGAACAAGUAAUUUGUCAAUGCAUUUUGGAGCAUAUCCUUAAGAACCAAUCCUUCGAUACGCAUAACUCAACUCGUGAAAGGUUUAACCAUGAACAUAUCAUCAACAAGCAUAACUCCUUAUGGGCAGAUAAUGGAGAUGCAAUUUCUCAAAUUUACACAGGAACUAACGCUUUGAAAUCCUCUUUUUCUCGGUCUGGAAAGAUGAAUUUUGCAGGUGCUCUCUCUGAUGUGACGAAAUCCGUGUCAAGAAUGUAUCAGAAUACAUUUGUGGACUCAAAAAAACAAUCGACUAUGGAUUUACUUUUAGGAAAGGAUGGACGUUUAUCUCGACCUGUUAAGAUUUAUGACCCAAUCAAUGAAUUUGUUCAAGAUCAAUUGAAACGCAAUGAGCCACUGUUUACAACAUACAGUAACAUUAAAAUUUUCACGGGCACCUUCAAUAUGAAUGCUGCUUCUCCAAAUCUGAGAGUCGAUCUCACAAGUUGGCUUUUUCCGCCCGAGAAUUACAAUAAUGGUACUCCUGACCUUUAUGUCAUUGGGAUGCAAGAACUUGUUGAGUUAAAUGCUGGAUCUAUACUCAAUGCAGAUGGUACAAAAUCAAGCUUAUGGGCCAAGGUGAUAGAGGAACAACUCAACUCGCAAGGCGAACAAUAUUCACUUCUUAGAACAGAAUCUAUUUCAUCAUUGUGUCUUCUACUCUUCGUGAAGAAGUCACAAAUGAAAAAUGUAACUCAUGUUUCAGGUUCUUCGAAAAAAACUGGUUUCGGGGGUAUCACAGCUAACAAAGGCGCUUGCGCUGUGCGGUUCGAAUUUGCCUCCACCUCAUUUGCUUUCAUUACGUCACAUUUAGCAGCAGGUGUAAAUGCUACUAUGGAAAGAUACAACGAUUAUGUUUCUAUCAUGCUGGGUCUUACGUUCACACGCAAUUUCACCAUUGAUGAUCAUGAUCACAUUGUUUGGCUAGGUGAUUUGAAUUAUCGUAUCAACCUUCAAAAUGAUAGAUGUCGUUACUUGAUAGAGAAUGGUGCUUUUGAUGAAUUAGCUCAGUUUGAUCAGUUAAAUCGUGAGAGGCAGCUAAAGAGUGGCGCGUUUUGCGGCUUCGAGGAACAGGAGAUCAAGUUCUAUCCAACUUAUAAAUUUGAUAAAGGAACUUCAAACUAUGAUACAUCCGAAAAACAGCGAGUCCCUUCUUGGACGGAUAGAGUCCUUUACAAAAGUAACAGAGGUAAUGAGAUGACUUCAAUGAACUACAACAGUGUCAUGGACGUUUUUGUUAGCGAUCAUAAACCAGUCUACAGCACGUUUUUGUGCAAAGUGAAAUUUGUCGACUCUUUGAAGAAAAAGUCAUUAGCGAAAGAAUACUAUGAGAAGUAUAAGUUGGAGAAUGGUGAUAAUAAUGAGAUCGAUAUUAUGGGAAAUGGAAGUGGAAGCACUUCCUCCCUGACAUCAAGAGGUUCCACUUUCUCUAUGGAUGUUUUGUCGGAUUUAAACUUGCUUGAUGAUGUAUCUUCUUCGGCGCCAAAGUUACCGGUCCGUCUGCUGUCCACAACUAGUACCCUUCCAAGAAGAGUUCCUCCUCCUCCAAUGAGUCGUAAAGUGGUGUCUGACGUUUCGGAGAAAUUACUGUCACCAUCCCAUCGCCUGUCUCACUCGCCAAGUGCCACGCGCAAUACAGAUAGUCCAUCUGGAUCCAUAAAUCCUGAGCAUCAUACGUCACCUGCUCCUCCUCCGCCUAGAAAUACUUCAAAGACGACUAUGCAUCUUGCAUUCAACGCAGCGCCUCUCAUCCCGAGUAACCCAUCUACUCCGCGUGCGAUGUCGCCUCAAAACAGCCUGUCUCCUAUGACAGCGAACGGUGUCGCUUUAAAGCCGAUGAAACCAGCUAAACCUCCAUCGCUUUCGUCACCUCAUACAAAAGGAACUUCCCCCGAGUCGAAAACAUCUCCAAAACAUUACAGACCAUCGCCGCUUCCAUCUGGGAUGAAUCCUAGUAAAGCAUCUCCGGAAACUUCAGGCGUCAAAGGUAUGUCUGAUUGGAAACCCUUGGCUCCUCAAUAA